This is a messenger RNA of Babjeviella inositovora NRRL Y-12698, 3234 nucleotides long. It is a transcript of the gene ILS1, whose product is annotated as isoleucine--tRNA ligase. Gene Ontology annotation, biological process: isoleucyl-tRNA aminoacylation. The record is from RefSeq and is a predicted model, not a curated record. NCBI's taxonomy places the organism in Eukaryota, Fungi, Ascomycota, Pichiomycetes, Serinales. The coding region runs from base 16 to 3168 and encodes 1050 amino acids. The transcript has a single exon. Gene Ontology annotation, molecular function: tRNA binding; isoleucine-tRNA ligase activity; ATP binding.
GCUUUCCAGCAUUCCAUGAAACUCACCGAAGGCUUGCCAGAAUUCUCCUUCUACGAUGGCCCGCCAUUUGCCACUGGGAUCCCGCACUAUGGGCACCUUUUGUCCUCCACUAUCAAGGAUAUUGUUCCUAGAUAUGCCACCAUGACCGGGCACCAUGUCGAGCGCCGUUUCGGCUGGGACACCCACGGCUUACCUGUUGAGUACGAGAUUGACAAGAAACUCGGGAUCACCGGUAAGGAGGACGUCAUGAAGAUGGGGAUCGCCAAGUACAACGAAGAGUGCCGUGCCAUUGUCAUGAGAUACGCCGACGAAUGGAGACAGAUCAUCGGGAGAUUGGGGAGAUGGAUCGAUUUCGACAACGAUUACAAGUCCCUUUACCCGUCCUUUAUGGAGUCUACAUGGUGGGUGUUCAAGGAGUUGUACAAACUGGACAAUGUCUACAGAGGCUUAAGAGUUAUGCCGUACUCCACCGGCUGCACCACCCCAUUGUCCAAUUUCGAGGCCCAGGAAAACUACAAGGACGUAUCUGAUCCAGCCGUCACUGUUGCGUUCUCAUUAGUCAGCGACCCAAACACCAAGUUGGUUGCCUGGACCACCACCCCGUGGACGUUACCAUCCAACUUGGCGCUCUGUGUGAACGAAUCAUUCGAGUACGUCAAGAUUUACGACGAAAAGGCCGAAUGCCACUACAUUUUACUUGAGUCCUUGAUCAAGACCUUGUACAAGAAACCAGCCGCCGAAAAGUACAAGAUUGUCGAGAAGAUCAUGGGUAAGGACUUGGUUGGCUUAAAGUAUGAGCCUUUGUUUCCAUACUUCACCGACACGUUCAACGAGUUCGGCUUCAGAGUCAUCUCUGCCGACUACGUGUCCGCCGACUCCGGUACCGGUAUCGUCCACCAGGCCCCAGCCUUUGGUGAGGAGGAUUUCACUGCCUGUACCGCACACGGUGUCAUCUCUGAGACGAGACAGCCACCUAGUCCUAUCGAUGACAACGGUAGGUUUACCAAGGAAGUCACCGAAUGGAAGGGUGUCUACGUCAAGGAUGCCGAUUCCAAGAUCAUCAGAGCUUUGACUGAGCAAGGCAAGAUCGUUUUGGCCACCCAAAUCAGACAUAGUUACCCAUUCUGCUGGAGAUCCGACACCCCGUUGAUCUACAGAACCGUGCCUUGCUGGUUUGUCAGAGUCAAGAAUAUUGUCCCACAAAUGAUAGAGAACGUCGAAAGAACUAACUGGGUUCCUUCCGCCAUCAAGGAAAAGCGUUUCUCUAAUUGGAUCGCCAAUGCCCGUGACUGGAACGUCUCCAGAAACAGAUACUGGGGUUGCCCUAUGCCAUUGUGGGUUUCCGAUGACUUCGAGGAAGUCGUCUGUGUCGGCUCUAUUCAGGAAUUGAGAGACUUGAGCGGCGACCAAACCAUCGAGGACAUCCACAGAGAAAAGAUCGACCAUCUCACCAUCCCAUCCAAGAUGGGCAAGGGUAACUUGAAGAGAAUUGAGGAGGUUUUUGACUGUUGGUUUGAGUCUGGCUCCAUGCCGUACGCCUCCAAGCACUACCCAUUCGAAAACCCGGAGAAGUUCCAAAACGGCUUCCCGGCCAAUUUCAUCUCAGAGGGUUUGGAUCAGACCCGAGGCUGGUUCUACACCUUGACCGUGUUAGGGACUCACUUGUUCAACACCGCUCCGUACAAGAAUGUCAUUGUCAAUGGUAUGGUGCUUGCUUCUGAUGGUAAGAAAAUGUCCAAGAGAUUGAAGAACUACCCAGAUACAGCCGUUGUGUUGGAUAGAUACGGUGCUGACGCGCUCAGAUUGUACAUGAUCAAUUCCCCGGUCUUGAGAGCCGAGACCUUGAAGUUCAAGGAGGAGGGUGUCAAGGAGGUUGUCUCCAAGGUCUUAUUGCCAUGGUGGAACUCCUACAAGUUCUUAGAGGGCCAGGUCUGUCUCUUGAAGAAGUUGGAGAACAUUGACUUCCAGUACAACCCCAAGUUGGUGUCUGAGAACGUCAUGGACAAGUGGUUGUUGGCCUCUACCCAAUCCUUGAUUCAGUUCAUCCACCAGGAAAUGAAGGCCUAUAGGUUAUACACCGUUGUGCCAAAGUUGUUGUCUUUGAUCGACGACUUGACUAACUGGUACAUCAGAUUCAACAGAAGAAGAUUGAAGGGUGAAAACGGUAUCGAGGAUGCCACCAAGGCUUUGAACACUUUGACUGACGCCCUUUUCACUCUUGUGAGAGCCAUGGCUCCGUUCACUCCUUUCUUGGCAGACACCAUCUACCAGAAGUUGCAACCAUUGUUCAAGACAGAGGACUUGGAAGCGUUUGCUGUCAACCCAGCCAAGGCCAAGGACAUCAGAUCUGUUCACUUCUUGCAGUACCCAACUGUCAGAGAGGAGUUGUUCGACCCUAAGAUCGAACUCGCUGUUGGCAGAAUGCAAAAGGUUAUUGAAUUGGGGAGAAUCAUCAGAGAAAAGAAGACCAUCUCGUUGAAGACCCCAUUGAAGUCUAUGGUCAUUUUACACGCGGAUGAAGCGUACUUGAAGGAUGUUGCUUCUUUGCAGUCUUAUAUUGUCGAGGAGUUGAACGUCAGAGAAUUGAUUCUUACCUCUGACGAGGCAAAGUAUGGUGUUGAAUACACCGCUGUUGCCGACUGGCCAGUGUUGGGUAAGAAGUUGAAGAAGGAAGUCAUGAAGGUCAAGGCUGCCUUGCCACUUUUGACCUCUGCCGAAGUCCAAGACUAUGCUGCCACCGGUAAGGUUACCGUCGCCGGAAUCGAAUUGGAAGCUGGUGACUUGAACGUCUUGAGAGGAUUGCCGGCCGAGAAGGCUGCCGAAGGCCAGGAAGUCAGAACCGACCAAGACGUCUUGGUCAUCUUAGACAUCAAUGUCUAUGACGAGUUGAAGACCGAGGGUUUGGCCAGAGAAAUUGUCAACCGUAUCCAGAGAUUGAGAAAGAAGGGUGGUUUGGAAGCCACCGAUGAUGUUAGAGUCCAGUACGAGUUGGUCAAGGACACUUUGUGUCUUGAGAGUAUCAUCCAGCAACAUGCUGAGCUCUUGUCCAAGACCUGUAGACGGGACUUGGAAAAGUAUUCUGAUGUUGACGCCGCCGACAUCAUUGUUGAUGACGAAGAGGCCUCCAUCAACGACACUAUCUUUAAAUUAAGAUUGGUCAGGUUGUAAGCUUGUUUAUUUUUAUUCUCUUAGAGUAUUUUACAUAAAUAAUAUUGACAUUUUAAAAAUGAGCAG